Cololabis saira (Pacific saury) is the source of this 2611-nucleotide messenger RNA. Its product is annotated as zinc finger protein OZF-like. Lineage: Eukaryota; Metazoa; Chordata; Actinopteri; Beloniformes; Belonidae. Bases 83 to 1741 code for a protein of 552 amino acids. Gene Ontology annotation, cellular component: nucleus. Gene Ontology annotation, biological process: central nervous system development; regulation of transcription by RNA polymerase II. The record is from RefSeq and is a predicted model, not a curated record. The transcript has 2 exons. Gene Ontology annotation, molecular function: DNA-binding transcription factor activity, RNA polymerase II-specific; RNA polymerase II cis-regulatory region sequence-specific DNA binding.
AGCGUCGCCUCUGUUUUAUCCACUGCUCUGGUUCAGACUAGAGAAACUCCCGUUACAUUGAAGAUUGGAACAUUUUGGAGGAAUGCAAACGGAGAAGGAGAAAGACCAGGACCAGGACCAGGACCAGCACCAGGACCAGGUCCAGGUCCAGGAGUCCAGCAUCAGGACCAGAGCGGGAUCUUCCUCUGGUCUGCAGAAACAUAAAGGCAAAGAGAGACCCACAAGUUUCCGUUGUGAUCACUGCAAGAAAGUCUUCACCACUUCAUCAGGUCUGAGAAAACAUAAGAUGAUUCACACUGGAGAUAACCCGUUCAGUUGUGAUCAGUGUGGAGCAGCUUUUACCACAUCAAGUCAUCUAAUGACUCACCAACGUAUACACACUGGAGAUAAACCGUUUAGGUGUGAUCAGUGUGGAGCAGCUUUUACCCAACAAAGUCAUCUAAGGACUCACCAACGUAUUCACACUGGAGAAAAAACAUUUAGAUGUGAUCAGUGUGAGGCAGCUUUUACUGCGUCAGGAAAGCUAAAGAUUCACCAACGUAUUCACACUGGAGAUAAACCGUUUAGGUGUGAUCAGUGUGGAGCAUUUUUUACCCAACAAGGCAAUCUAAGGACUCACCAACGUAUUCACACUGGAGAUAAACCGUUUAGGUGUGAUCAGUGUGGAGCAUCUUUUACCCAACAAGGCAAUCUAAGGACUCACCAACGUAUUCACACUGGAGAUAAACCGUUUAGGUGUGAUCAGUGUGGAACAGCUUUUACCACAUCAGGUAAUCUAAUGACUCACCAACGUAUUCACACUGGAGAUAAACCGUUUAGGUGUGAUCAGUGUGGAACAGCUUUUACCACAUCAGGUAAUCUAAUGACUCACCAACGUAUUCACACUGGAGAAAAACCAUUUAGGUGUGAUCAGUGUGGAGCAGCUUUUACUGAGUCAGGAAAGCUAAAGAUUCACCAACGUAUUCACACUGCAGAAAAACCGUUUAGAUGUGAUCAGUGUGGAGCAGCUUUUACUGAGUCAGGAAAGCUAAAGAUUCACCAACGUAUUCACACUGGAGAUAAACCAUUUAGGUGUGAUCAGUGUGGAGCAGCUUUUACCCAACAAGGUCAUCUAAGGACUCACCAACGUAUUCACACUGGAGAUAAACCGUUCAGAUGUGAUCAGUGUGGAGCAGCUUUUACCCAACGAGGUAGUCUAAUGACUCACCAACGUAUUCACACUGGAGAUAAACCGUUUAGGUGUGAUCAGUGUGGAACAGCUUUUACCACAUCAGGUAAUCUAAUGACUCACCAACGUAUUCACACUGGAGAAAAACCAUUUAGGUGUGAUCAGUGUGGAGCAGCUUUUACUGAGUCAGGAAAGCUAAAGAUUCACCAACGUAUUCACACUGCAGAAAAACCGUUUAGAUGUGAUCAGUGUGGAGCAGCUUUUACUGAGUCAGGAAAGCUAAAGAUUCACCAACGUAUUCACACUGGAGAUAAACCGUUUAGAUGUGAUCAGUGUGGAGCAGCUUUUUCCAGACUAGAUAGUCUAAGGAUUCACCAACGUAUUCACACUGGAGAUAAACCGUUCAGAUGUGAUCAGUGUGGAGCAUCUUUUACCCAACAAGGUCAUCUAAGGACUCACCAACGUAUUCACACUGGAGAUAAACCGUUCAGAUGUGAACAGUGUGAGGCAGCUUUUACCACAUCAAGUCAGCUAAAGAAGCACCAACGUACUCACACGAGUGAUAAACUCUAAAGAUUUGAUCAGUAUGAAGUGUGGAAUUGCAAAAAACACCUCAGCACAAAAAGCAAAAUAAUCAGACAACGUCAUACCUAAAACUUGAAAGACUAACAUAUGAUGCCCCCUGGACACCUCCUGGGAAGGUGUUCCUGGCAUGUCCCACCAGGAGAAGAGCCAGGACACACCGGAGGGAAUGUCUUUUGGCUGACCUGGGAACGUCUCUGGAUCCCUCCAGAAGAGCUGGAGGAAAUGUGUGGGGUGAGGGAAGUCUGGACAUCUCUGCUCAGACUGCUGCCCCCGCUAACCAGUCCCACAUCAAGUGGAUGAAGAUGGAUGGAUGGACAAAAUCCAUAUAUCUGCAAAAAGCACAAAUUUAUUGUUACACCAUUCUGAGAUACAGAAUGUAAUCUAAUUAUAGCAUUAACUAUUCCACAAACACUACAUUAGCGCAUCUCUAACAUCUCUUCCUCCUCUCCACCCCGAGCCACUGCCACCACUGGCUGAAGUGUUGCUACUGCAGGUUCAUCCUAUGAUGUUUCAUACGUCUUUCCAUGACUUUCGCACAGAUUAUGUAGUGGACAGGAAGUCAUCACCAUUCAUUUCACCAGUCGGACAUCACAGAAGGAAACCUGCUGAAUUCAUCUUCUACAACCUGUCAUGGUUUCCCAGUUGGGGAUAGGUUUUUUCCAUGAUCACUCUCCUGUCGUUCCAGAUCCUGCCACCCUCAUCAACCAGACAUCUUCUCUUUCCCCUCACCUGUGCUUCCCCGCCCAUCUGCACACCUGGUUCCCAUGAUCAUCAGUUCCCCUUUAUAUACCGGCCCAUUUCCACAUGCCAGUUGCCAGAUUGUCUAGCGUUCAUGCCUAGCUUUCCAGCAUUCCUGAU